Molecule: messenger RNA, 753 nt
Organism: Lentinula edodes (shiitake mushroom)
Lineage: Eukaryota; Fungi; Basidiomycota; Agaricomycetes; Agaricales; Omphalotaceae
Exons: 2
Coding region: 1-753 (250 amino acids)
Source: RefSeq, a predicted model, not a curated record
AUGGCCGCGCCCUCCGGUAUCACCUACAAAGCAAAGCGUUCCAACCGAGAGGUCCUACGGGAGCGCCUCGAAAACAAUUCAGCUCUCAGAGAGCAUUUCGAGUCUAGUCGCGAUGUUCACCACUACAAGAAGUUGACACGUCCAACUAUCCAUAAUCACGAAAACAUCAAAGGUCAUUACAGAGACUUUGCGGCGUACACUCAAGAAUGUUUCGAAGAAGGCAGGUCCAAAAAACUUCCCCAGCCUUCAGAAAUUGUUAUAGGAACACCCUUACCUCCGUUAGAAUAUGUGAAGGACUUUGUCUGCUAUUUAGCAUCUGCCCUCCUCGGUAGAGAUGCCUCCACGUUCAUCCGUUUGGAAACCCUGAGGGGCUAUAUGUACACCUUCCUUGCACUGUGGCCUCGCUACGCAAAUGUUCAUCCAACUUCGGAAAUGCGCUACCAAAUGCGCUCCUAUCUGUUAUCCGAGGAACUGCAGGCUUCUGUGAAACUGUCCACCAAGAUCAGGACAUUGAAGCACAUCGAACCUCAAUGUCUUCAAAUCAUCAUGGAGACUCUUCAUUCGGCCACAAAUAUCUUUCGCUCUAACCGAACUCGCCUGCAAAUGGCAUUCCUCAUUCUCUUCUCUGCUGCUUCUGCUGCUCGUCCUGGUUCUGUCAUUGAAUCGGCUUGUUAUCGCGGUUCCAACGAGGCUCUCACCUGGGGUGACAUUGACUUUUAUCUUAUUCCUGAUGAUGAGGAUAUGAAUGGAUAA